GCGAGCGUCGCGAAGUCAGUCGCGGUCCGAGCGGCCGACCCGUCAGUCCCGCCCUCGGUUCUUCGUCGCGUCUCGGUCAGUCUCCGUUCGUCGUUCGAGCGGUGAGUGUGUCAGCGCGUGUUGCGCACCGGCUAACUGUGGCGUACUGCGAGGUGAUGAUGGACGCGCCCGGCGGAGCGCGGGAGGCGCGCUUCGGGUCGCCGUACGGGAUGGGGCUGCUGGGCGAGGUGGACAUGUACGGGCGCGGCGGCGGCAGCGGGCUGCGCCAGGGCAUGCCGUGCCCGGGCCCGCGCGGCCAGAAGCGCCCGGCGGACCAGUGCUACGACGAGCGGCCCGCGCAGACCCUCGGCAUGGAGCACUGCCCGAUGCCCGACAUCUCCGACGACUACGCCUCGCUGCAGCCCAAGAAGUCCCCACCAUCCAACGGCAAGAAGACCAAGGGCCGCGUCAAGAUCAAGAUGGAGUACAUCGACAACAAGCUGCGGAGGUACACCACAUUCUCCAAGCGGAAGACAGGGAUUAUGAAGAAGGCAUACGAGCUUUCAACGCUAACGGGAACACAAGUGAUGUUGCUAGUCGCGUCGGAGACCGGCCACGUGUACACGUUUGCAACACGCAAGCUCCAGCCCAUGAUCACGUCGGACUCCGGCAAGCGGCUUAUCCAGACAUGCCUCAACUCGCCCGAUCCGCCACAGACCAGCGAGCAGCGCAUGGCAGCCACCGGCUUCGAGGAGACCGAGCUCACGUAUAACGUAGUCGACGACGAUAUGAAGGACGAGCCAGCCUCAUCCGGCGACAGCGGCGACGAGAGCGGCAGCGAGCCCGAGUCCCCCGCCGACAAGCACCGGGACUGGGCGCUCAGCAGGAGCCCCGAUGAACACAGGGAACCCCAAGCCUCAACAUCAUCAAUACCGCAAGAAGCAGACAGUAGCAAAUCCAGCGGACCCAUGACCAAAAUGAUGCCAAAGAUUGACCUCCCCGGCGGAGCAAUGCUGUACCACCCGGGGGUCUUAGCGCAAGUGGGGCUGGACGGUCUCGGGUCUAACCUGGGCUAUGCCAUGGGCUUGCCACACAGCUUCAUACUGGGGCUAGCAGGGCAGGGGCAGGAUGGUGCGCCAUCCUCAUCAUCAGCGCCAUCUAUGGGCCAACAGUUCAUCACGAUCCCGCUGUCGAUGGCGAUGGCGGCCGCCAACAACGGGCACGCCGGCGCCUCUAGCGACGACUCCAGCGAACUACAGGACCUGAGCACGGGCGCGAGGAAGUGACAGACAGAUGGUCUUCGCGAACUUUGGUGUGAACUGUUCACAGUUAUGAUGAAAUUUAAAUUGUUGUAGAUACUAUUCAUACAGGAUACCUUUUGAGAUGCCCUGUAUAAAGCCAAAGCUGGUAGAACUUAAAAAGCCGCACCUAAAUUGCCUCUAGUUUUACUUUUAAUAUGUUUAUACUCAAACAAUUACUCAAGCAUGUACAGCUAGGCUAUUCUGAAAUAUAUAUUAUCGUGGUCUCAUCGUUGACUGAUAUUCAUUUUGACUUUGGUUGAUGGAUUCAACGAUAAACCAAUGAUGAAUUCCUUACAGAAUAAUCUAGCUGGAAGGCAGAGGUGUAAAAGUGCACUUUUAGCAGUUCGCUUUGCAAGUUUUGUGGGAAUUUUGGAAACACCUAAACUUGCUUAUUUUGAAUGUAAUCCAAGCAAUAAAUGAAUUAAAUACCUACAUAAUCUUAGUCGCACGUACUUAUUUAGAUAACUUAUUAUAGACAAGAGAGGUAUUACCAAUACCUAAUCGUG
Plutella xylostella (diamondback moth) is the source of this 1786-nucleotide messenger RNA. It is a transcript of the gene bs, whose product is annotated as serum response factor blistered. Gene Ontology annotation, molecular function: DNA-binding transcription factor activity, RNA polymerase II-specific; cis-regulatory region sequence-specific DNA binding; protein dimerization activity. Gene Ontology annotation, biological process: positive regulation of transcription by RNA polymerase II. The record is from RefSeq and is a predicted model, not a curated record. NCBI's taxonomy places the organism in Eukaryota, Metazoa, Arthropoda, Insecta, Lepidoptera, Plutellidae.